AUGACUGCACGAGAAGCAGCACAAAAGGCCCUAAGUAACAUAACAGCUUCCCCCUUUGCAAGGAGGUUACAAGAGGCUAGGUUGCCGAGCAGAGUGAAGCACGGUACGUUCAUCCUUUACGAGACAAACGCAGACCCCAUGGCUCACAUACAGCACUAUCAGCAGGCUAUGUUCAUGCAUGAUGGAGAUGAUGCCAUUAUGUGUAAGAUGUUCCCUUCAAGUCUAGGGAAGGUGGCUUUAUCUUGGUUUCAUAAAUUAGGACCACGCUCCAUACAAGGAUGGAGGCAGUUGGCCGAGGAGUUUACUGCUUGGUUCUUGACAAGCAGGAGAGCCCCAAAAAUGUUUGAAAGCCUCUCCACAAUGAAGCAGGAGGAGAGUGAGCUGACCAGGGACUACGCUAAGAAAUGCUGGGAGACUUUCAAAGAGAUUGAAAGUUGCAGUGAAGAGUAUGCGAUUGCUACUUUCAAAACUAGCUUACCUGUUCGGGGAGAGUUGUGCUGGUCGUUGAAUUUUCAUUCGAUAGUAACACUGGCUAAGCUAAUGGAGCGAAUUGAACAACAUACCAGAAUAGAAGAUGACAUACUCCGAGAAGAUGGCAAGGCCGUCACCCAACAGCCUAAGAUACCAACAAAGAAAAAUCAGCCUUAUUUCAAAUGGCCACCAAGUCUGGGAGGAGAUAAGGAUGCAAACCGGGCUACGAAUCAACACUGUAGCUACCACAAAGAUUGGGGUCAUGUGACUGAAGAUUGUGAGAUGUUCAAGAGGCACCUUGAUGACUUAGUCUCUCGAGGGUACCUCAAGGAAUUUAUCUAG
This is a messenger RNA of Rhododendron vialii, 813 nucleotides long. RefSeq lists its product as uncharacterized. The coding region runs from base 1 to 813 and encodes 270 amino acids. Lineage: Eukaryota; Viridiplantae; Streptophyta; Magnoliopsida; Ericales; Ericaceae. The record is from RefSeq and is a predicted model, not a curated record. The transcript has 2 exons.